UUAUCAGCCAGUUCCUGGUUUUCUGCAAAAUUACAAUUUUUUUUAUCUAUGGUCUGUUUCAUCGAACCCUAACCGAAUUGAUCCUCGUAAAAUCAUAAACAUUUUCCCAGAAAUGAGAUAGUCUAUUAUCACCCACCCGUCUUUCUGUUGCCGCCCUUAUCAGUGAAGCGAAAUCAAGACCCCGGCUUUUCGUUCGCCGUUUGCUUGUAUAAAAUUUUCUGCAUCGAUGAAUUAGCACUCCAUUCGACCGGUGGCCGUUGGCAGUGAAAGAACGUCGAAUAUUUGUGCGCGCCUCACUUUACUAUUUAACGUUUCGACAUCUUCGAGCUCAGUGCUUUCCAGUCGCUUAGUUAUAAUACUAAUCAGGUUGCUCAUUGCAACAAUUAACACAGAGUAUAAUGUCAUACACGAGAAAAGUGACCGUCGUUAGACAAGGAUGCGGCGGUGAGCGAGUCGUCACCGUCACGCAUCAAUCCUCCGGCAGUUGUGUUCGCAGUUUCGAAAAUCACAUUCAGAGUUUCGAGCAACAGUGUGGAGCGAAUCCGGCCGUAAACUGGAACAAUAGCACCCAGUGGACCUCAGAGAUUCCCCCAGAGGUGCAGUCGGCUCCCCGCGCUCAAAAAACUGCAUCGCCAUCGUCGUCGACUUCGUCGUCGUCCUUUGCAGAUGCCGUUUUGGAAGCUCACAAUAGGCUACGUGCCCGUCAUUCGGCAUCGCCUUUAACACUGAAUGCGAGCAUGAGUCAAUACGCACAGGAAUGGGCCAACAACCUAGCCAGCCGGAACACGAUGCAGCAUCGCUCGAACAAUCGAUACGGGGAGAAUUUGUACGCAAGCUUUGGCAAGGCAGAAAUUACGGGCGAAGAAGCGGUUCAGUCCUGGUACGAUGAAAUCAAGUACUAUCGGUUCGGGCAGUCAAACCCGGGCAACUUUAGCCAGGUUGGCCACUUUACGCAGCUGGUGUGGAAGGGCUCCCGGCAACUCGGCGUGGGUAAAGCGAGGAACGGGAAUAAUAUCUACGUGGUGUGCAACUAUGAUCCUCCGGGCAAUUAUUCGGGUCAAUAUCCUGCCAAUGUUAGUCCUAGAUAAACGAUUGAAUCGAUAACAGAAAAAACGUCCCUAUUUAUACUUUCUAUUAUAAUAUAGCUCCUUUUCUAACCUUUCAUAAACAACUAUACAGACCAAAAAUAUACGAUUCGGAAGAGUGAACUGAUUUAUAUUUUGCUAAAUUAACUUCGUCCUAACGGUGUCCUAGUUGUCAGGGAAUGCUGAAAACUAGUUGUGAAGUUGAACUUUCUGCUGUAAAAUCACUUUUUGUUUUUACUAUGAUCUGGUU
Messenger RNA from Wyeomyia smithii (pitcher-plant mosquito), 1335 nucleotides. Its product is annotated as Golgi-associated plant pathogenesis-related protein 1-like. Bases 399 to 1088 code for a protein of 229 amino acids. NCBI's taxonomy places the organism in Eukaryota, Metazoa, Arthropoda, Insecta, Diptera, Culicidae. Gene Ontology annotation, cellular component: extracellular region. The transcript is spliced from 4 exons. The record is from RefSeq and is a predicted model, not a curated record.